GACUGCUAUGUAUUAUAUAUAGCUGUCAUAGGUUUUUAAUCUAUCAUACAUGGCUUGCAACUGUUACCCUACAGUUAAAUUAUUCACUAUAAAUCAUUAUUUAAAUCCAGGGUUGAAAUAAUCUUCAACAUGUAUUUCUGGUAUUGCGUACUCGCAUUAAGCGGAACUGGCCUCGGGGCAUGGCAGUUCCCCCAACAACCCAUGUCUGCGCCUGGCUAUAAGGCACAUAUGGGCGUAGAUGACGACGUGGAUAUUGUCGACGGAAGUCAAUUCAAUGGCGUAACGACAUAUGCGAACCUGCCAUAUCUUAACUGCGUAUCAGAUGAAGAAGUUGGUGAUAAAAAAUACGAUAUUGCAAUAUUGGGCGCACCGUUUGAUACUGGGGUUACGGCUAGACCUGGGGCUCGCUACGGUCCGAAGGGUAUCAGGGCCGGAAGCACAAGGAUAAAGAAAGAGAGUGCAUGGAGCGUGUAUACUGGUAAAAACCCUUUAAAAUCGUGGGCGACAAUUGUCGACUGCGGUGAUGCGACACUACCAUGGCUGGAUAACAACGUCGCUCUGGCAAAACUAGACAAAACACACAAGGUUAUCUCCGGGAGGAAAGCUUCCGACGAAAGCAAUUCUGCACAUCCGAGGAUAAUAGCACUGGGCGGCGACCAUACCACGACAUUGUCGGCGUUGAGAUCGACGUACCAGCGAUGGGGACAAGUAUCUGUAAUUCAUUUUGAUGCUCAUAUAGAUACAUGGGAUCCUACCGUACUUGGAGGCGAUAUUUCAGAUUAUGCCGGCUUGAACCACGGAACAUUUCUUCAUAUCGCACACGAAGAGGGUCUCAUCCGCAACAGCUCCAUACACGCCGGAAUACGGGCACCUGUCAUGCGCAAAACAAAAGACAUGGAAAACGAUGUCCGCUGCGGAUUCGACACCAUCAAAGCCCGCGACUUGGACAAGAUCGGCACUGCAGGUGUGAUCUCGCAGAUCAAAGAGCGUGUUGGAGAUUCCAAGGUCUAUAUUAGCGUCGACAUCGAUGUUCUAGACCCAGCUUUUGCGCCUGCGACGGGAACGCCCGAGAUGGGAGGCUGGUCGUCGAGGGAGCUUCUCACGAUUCUCGACGGGCUGGACGGUCUUCACAUCAUCGGCGGGGAUGUCGUGGAGGUAGCGCCAAUCUACGACACUGCUGGACAAACAACAACGCUCGCGGCUUCUGAAGUCGUUCUCUCCCUAAUCUCGCUUAUGGUUGAGAAUCCGGUGAAGUCGUAGUCAUACAUCUUAUCACCGUCUCCGAAGUCCAGCAACUUAUCGAACUUUAGGUUGGAUUGGAAAUAGUUGUAGUAUCUACAGGAAUGCUCCGACAAAAAUCAAAUAAUGUAUGCUACCAUCUAGUUUAGAGGAGGGAACCCUAGAAGAAAGGGACCAUAACGAUCCAACCUAUACACCACAUUAUGACAAGCCACUUGAUGCA
Molecule: messenger RNA, 1462 nt
Organism: Daldinia decipiens
Lineage: Eukaryota; Fungi; Ascomycota; Sordariomycetes; Xylariales; Hypoxylaceae
Product: arginase family protein
Exons: 9
Coding region: 130-1260 (376 amino acids)
Molecular function (GO): agmatinase activity; metal ion binding
Source: RefSeq, a predicted model, not a curated record